Molecule: messenger RNA, 1419 nt
Organism: Sparassis crispa
Lineage: Eukaryota; Fungi; Basidiomycota; Agaricomycetes; Polyporales; Sparassidaceae
Exons: 9
Coding region: 1-1419 (472 amino acids)
Biological process (GO): mitotic DNA damage checkpoint signaling; protein phosphorylation
Cellular component (GO): cytoplasm; nucleus
Molecular function (GO): ATP binding; protein serine/threonine kinase activity
Source: RefSeq, a predicted model, not a curated record
AUGUCGGGCAAGGUGGGGAUUGAAGAGCAACUGUGGGGAAUUCACAAGGAGGCACGCGCGUCUGUUUCCAUAUUUACCGUGACCGAAUCAUUCACGUCUUUCGUCUUCCCAACUCCCUCCAUAGGGUGGUCUCAACUUGAUUUGAUGGGCCUCAUCCAGUCUGCACAAAGUCAUGACAAUGCUCAGAAGUGUAUUCCCACCACCGAUGCAACUACGCCGUUGCCGCAACGAGUGGGACAAUAUUGUACUUCAGCGUGGGGUUUUGCCGGCAUUCUGUCUUUCCUCAUUCGAUGGACACCACUUCGCACUCUAUUAGACAAACCUGAGAAUGUGACUGAUGUCUCGGAGGAAUAUGCUGCGUUGCCGACCUCCAUCGAGUUAUGGAAGAGUAAAGCACUCGAUGAGGAUGGAUUCGGGUGGCAGUGGGAAAUAUUGCGCCCUUUCUUUCUUAGGAAGGGUUAUGAUUUGUAUGUCAGUCGAGGCUGCCAUGGGCUCAAGGCUCGCGAAGAUACGGAUCCCGCAGCGAACAGUUUUGAUUUAUAUGGAGUUCGAGAGAAUUUCAGUAAGAAACCACUGUUCGCAAGCUUUCACGCGGAGAUUUGGGGCGCUCGCGACCGAGAAAACCGAGAUGUAGUUAUCAAACCUGUCAGCUACGGUGAUAACCCGAGUAACGAGCUUCAAAUACUGAAGUAUCUGAACUCGGACGCCACAUGCGCCGAACAGAUGACCGCUACAGUGCCUAUUAUUGAGUUUAUUGAACAUUCCGGCUGGACUUUCGCUGUUAUGCCGCGAUGGAGUGAUUCCACGUACCCGGAGUUUGUCAACAUCGGUGAAGUUUUGGAUUGGGCAGUGCAAUUGAUUGACGCUGUCGCCUUCCUGCAUCGCCAUAAUAUUGCACACCUUGACAUUUCUCACGAGAACGUGCUGAUGAACUUCUGGGGCGUUGUUCCGCCGUCAAGAAAUUAUGGCACUCUGGCCCCUGAAUUGCGCAAUGGCUUCCCUGUAAAAUAUGCAGUGAUCGAUUUUGGGCACUCUGUCAACUUUUCUGCAGACUCAGACCCACAGAGUCGCAGAGGAACUUGGCCAGUUCCGAGAGAGCAGAGUGCACCGGAGACGAAACGCAGGACCCCAUUUGAUCCUUUUGCGGCGGAUGUUUAUCAGACCGGACGCACGAUAUAUGGAUGGUGUCAAAAAUUCGAAGAAGAUGUUCCGGAAGUUCUAGCUGUUCUGCAGGACAUGACACGGCGCCGGCCUGAAUACCGACCUACUGCGGCUGAAUCACUUGCGCAGAUGCGGGCGGCUGAGAAGACGGUUCUUCCAGCCACAAAAGUGCGGGAGGUGCCAAUAUCACUGUUGGGUGAAUUUUCUCCUGUACCUUCUCGAAGAAGGAUGUACAUAUAUGGGCAUUCACCGUACUAG